AUGGCCCCACCAAAGCCGUCUGCUAAAGGAGCAAAGAAAGCCGCCAAGACCGUCACCAAGCCAAAGGACGGAAAGAAGAGACGUCAUGCCCGUAAAGAAUCCUACUCCGUGUACAUCUACCGUGUGCUCAAGCAGGUUCAUCCAGACACUGGAGUCUCUUCCAAGGCUAUGUCCAUCAUGAACUCUUUCGUCAACGACGUCUUCGAGCGUAUCGCUGCUGAAGCAUCUCGUCUUGCUCACUACAACAAGAGAUCCACCAUCUCUUCUCGCGAAAUUCAAACUGCCGUCCGUUUGAUUCUUCCAGGAGAGCUUGCCAAGCACGCCGUCUCCGAGGGAACCAAGGCUGUCACCAAGUACACCUCUAGCAAGUAA
Messenger RNA from Caenorhabditis elegans, 372 nucleotides. It is a transcript of the gene his-8, whose product is annotated as Histone H2B 2. The coding region runs from base 1 to 372 and encodes 123 amino acids. NCBI's taxonomy places the organism in Eukaryota, Metazoa, Nematoda, Chromadorea, Rhabditida, Rhabditidae. The record is from RefSeq and is marked reviewed. The transcript has a single exon.